Molecule: messenger RNA, 2431 nt
Organism: Papaver somniferum (opium poppy)
Lineage: Eukaryota; Viridiplantae; Streptophyta; Magnoliopsida; Ranunculales; Papaveraceae
Product: polygalacturonase QRT2-like
Exons: 8
Coding region: 441-1478 (345 amino acids)
Biological process (GO): carbohydrate metabolic process
Molecular function (GO): polygalacturonase activity
Source: RefSeq, a predicted model, not a curated record
CAGAACAUCGAAAAAUCAUCUCUAAAUAGAGAGAAAAUUACAGAGCUGGAGCUGUUUAGAUAGAGGAGCUCUGUGAUUUUCUCUCUAGCUAUAUAGAGAGAGAUCCAAGACCAUCAGAUCAGAUUUCAAACCAGUAAACCCUAACCCCCAAUUUUUAAUAGAAAGAGAGAGAGAGAGAGAGUUAAUAAUGGAGUUGGUGGUGAUUUGAAACACAAAAAGGAAUCAAAAUCUCUAGCUUUAGAUUGAGAAAAUUACAGAGAUGGAUCUGUUUAGAUAGAUAGAUAGAGCUCUUUAAUUUUCUCUCUAGCUAGAUAAACCCUAACCCCAAUUGGGGUUUCUGUUUUUGGUUUCUGUUUCUGAAUAAGAGAUAAAUUAAUCAUAAAAGGGCAUUUACGGACGCUUGGAAUGCGACGUGCAAGGGAGGAACAAGCACACCGAUAAUGGUCGUUCCAAAAGGAAAAACCUUUCUUCUUAAAUCAAUCGAGUUUAGUGGCCCUUGUGUGACUAGAAAUAUCGUCGUUCAGAUAUCUGGAACAAUAGUUGGUCCUCUAACCCUUAAAGAAUGGGGAUGGCCAAAUUUCAUUAAUAAAUGGAUCGUAUUCAAAAACGUGGAUGGGCUUACUGUACAGGGGAGGGGAAUAAUCGAUGGUCGUGGUAAUUGUUGGUGGGAGAACUCCUGCCACAACAGUAAACAUAGAAACCGUCCGGGUUGCUCCCAAUCGCAGCCACAUUCAGUUAACUUCGUUGCCACUAGCAAUAGUCAGUUGAAGGAUGUAACGGUCACCAAUAGCCCUAUGUUCCACGUUACUUUGUUGGACUUGAGUAACUUUAACAUCACAAACCUGAAGGUGGAUUCCCCUGAAGAAAGUCCAAACACGGACGGCUUGCAUACACAAAGCGUUGAGAAUGUUAGCAUCAGAAACAGUUACUUCAGGAGCGGCGACGAUUGUGUUUCCGUUGGCAACAGCAGCUUUCACGUCUACAUCAAUGAUUGCCAUUGCGGACCUGGGCAUGGAAUCAGUAUCGGGUCUUUGGGGGAGCUUGGGAACAGGGCAGAGGUUAAAGAAAUUCAUGUGCAAAGAGUAAAUUUUUUUGGCACAAUGAAUGGUGUAAGGAUCAAAACAUGGCAUGGCGGACAGGGAGAGUGCCAUUCGAUCUCUUUUAAGCAUUCCAACUUCACCAAUGUGAUGAAUCCCUUACUGAUUGACCAACACUACUUUGCGGAAUCUGCGAAAGAGACAAGUGCAGUAAAAAUCAGCAACAUUACUUAUGAAAACUUGCAUGGGACAACUAACAUAUUAACCCCAUCAGCCAUCAACCUGGGUUGCAGCAGAUUGGUUAGCUGUACGGGUCUUUACUUCAAUAACAUCUUCUUCACACCCGCAAGAAAUUCAGUGAAACUCAAGUCGACUUGCAUUAAUGCAAAGGGCAAAACUUGGGGGAGGAUAGAACCUCCCCUGAGUUGUCUCAAUCAUUGACACCCUCUCUCUCUCUCUCUCUCUCUCUCUCAGUGGAAGAUGGUAGCUAAUUAUGGUCAGCAGGGUAGAAUCAAUAAUUCAGAGUGCUUUGUUGCAUCGGUAUAUGGUCCUCAACAUCGAAAGCAAAGACGAAAGCUAUGGAGAGACCUUGGGAUGUACCAGCAGUUUCUGGAGGCGAUUACAGUGUAACCUGGCCAUUGGAGGACAGAAAUAAAGGCAAUCGUUCAGGACUUUCCUGCUUGUACUUGUGUAGAUAGGUUAUGGAUGAGCUUCUAGUACAAAUUAAUGAGCCAGAUGAGAGGGAGGUAGAUUUUGACAAUGGAAGGUAGAUUUUAAAGGGUGUACAAGAAGGCAGAGUAUUUGAAGUGGUCUCUCUCAAUUGGAACGAUGAAAAUGAAAUACAAUGGACAGCCAACUGCUCCAAUCUCUAUUCUGUUAGCUCUUGUUACUCUACUGUUGGGUCUCUUCUCAUCAUCAGCAAGCCGAUGACAGGUAUAGAGAAAGUCAUCAUGAAGAUUUUCUUAAGGUUUUUUCACUUGUUAGUUUUCAAGGAGGAAAAAAUAAGGUCGCUGCUCGUGUAUUUGGCAGCUUCGGAUUUAUUUUGUUAGUUUUCUUUUUAGCUCUGUGAGAAGCUGUUACUCAGUUUUCUCUGUCGUCGUCGAAACUGUGUCUUAGUUCCUUGUUGCACUGUUAUGUGUCCCCUUUUUAUUUCUGUUUUUUCUAGCAAUACAUAUAGCAUGCUUGGAAUCAACACAGAUGAUUUCAAAGAAGAAGAAAGUCGGAAAUGGUGGUGAUUCCGAAGAAAUCAACGGUAGGAGGAGACUUGGAUGUAUUUUGGGUUGCCAGGUAAGGUUAACCCAAGUGGAUAGCAGACUUGCAUUACUUGAGAAAUCAGGCUUAGAAAUCAUCACUUGCUUCAAAGAAGAAAAAAAUAAAAAAAUAAUGGCUUGUUA